CUCCACCAUUGCAGUGAACCGGCUCGAACCUCCAUUUUUUUGUGAUAGUUUGUUCCCCUCCCGAGAAAUCCUAGAUACUCGGUAAAACUGUGCAUCAUGAUUGCCAUUGGGAUUGAGGGUUCUGCCAACAAAGUUGGAGUGGGCAUCAUCUUCCACCCCGAAGAUGGUAGCAUCCCGCAGGUGCUCGCCAAUGUCCGGCACACCUAUGUCACCCCUCCCGGCGAGGGCUUUCUCCCCAAGGACACUGCCCGCCACCAUCGCGCCUGGGUGGUAAAAUUGGUUAGGCAAGCGCUGCAAGAUGCGCGCAUUUCCGUCAAAGAGGUUGACUGUAUCUGUUACACCAAAGGUCCCGGCAUGGGCGCCCCGCUGCAGAGUUGCGCCAUUGCCGCGCGCAUGUUGAGUCUACUCUGGGGCAAGGAAUUGGUGGGAGUUAAUCACUGCGUUGGACAUAUCGAAAUGGGCCGGGCUAUCACCGGUGCACAAAAUCCAGUCGUCCUCUACGUCUCCGGCGGGAAUACACAGGUCAUCGCAUAUAGUUCUCAGAGGUACCGUAUCUUCGGUGAAACUCUUGACAUCGCCGUCGGAAACUGUUUGGAUCGCUUCGCACGCACACUGCACAUUUCUAAUGAUCCUGCGCCGGGCUACAACAUCGAGCAAUUGGCCAAGAAGGGUAGGCGACUCGUAGACCUACCUUACACCGUCAAGGGGAUGGACAUCUCUAUGUCUGGCGUGCUGGCGGCGAUUGAUGCGCUGGCCGUACAGUAUGGACUCGAUGGGGAAUGGGACGAGAAAGAGGAGAUCGCGGACCCUGCCCUGGUGGCAGCAGAUGACGAGAAGCCGACUCGUGCAGAUCUCUGUUUCUCGUUGCAAGAAACAGUCUAUGCCAUGCUGGUUGAGAUCACGGAACGGGCGAUGGCACAUGUGGGCUCGAAAGAUGUGUUGAUUGUGGGAGGCGUCGGUUGUAAUGAGCGGUUGCAAGAGAUGAUGGGCAUCAUGGCCCGGGACCGUGGUGGCACAGUGCAUGCUACAGAUGAAAGGUACUGCAUCGACAACGGCAUCAUGAUCGCUCAGGCCGGUCUCAUGGCAUACAAGACUGGCUUCCGGACGCCGAUCAAGGACGCCACGUGUACGCAACGAUUCCGCACGGACGAGGUGUUUGUGAAAUGGAGGGAUUGAUCUGAGAGCCGAUUCUUCAAAGAGUUAUGAGUUUUAUGAUAUAGUAAUAGAGGAUAGAUAAUUGUUUUC
Messenger RNA from Aspergillus saccharolyticus JOP 1030-1, 1245 nucleotides. It is a transcript of the gene kae1, whose product is annotated as O-sialoglycoprotein endopeptidase. The record is from RefSeq and is a predicted model, not a curated record. Gene Ontology annotation, cellular component: EKC/KEOPS complex; cytoplasm. The transcript is spliced from 2 exons. Gene Ontology annotation, biological process: tRNA threonylcarbamoyladenosine modification. Lineage: Eukaryota; Fungi; Ascomycota; Eurotiomycetes; Eurotiales; Aspergillaceae. The coding region runs from base 97 to 1176 and encodes 359 amino acids.